Rhinopithecus roxellana (golden snub-nosed monkey) is the source of this 2019-nucleotide messenger RNA. It is a transcript of the gene PTGES3, whose product is annotated as prostaglandin E synthase 3. The transcript is spliced from 7 exons. Bases 474 to 893 code for a protein of 139 amino acids. The record is from RefSeq and is a predicted model, not a curated record. NCBI's taxonomy places the organism in Eukaryota, Metazoa, Chordata, Mammalia, Primates, Cercopithecidae. Gene Ontology annotation, molecular function: protein-folding chaperone binding; Hsp90 protein binding; prostaglandin-E synthase activity. Gene Ontology annotation, biological process: protein folding; chaperone-mediated protein complex assembly; telomere maintenance via telomerase. Gene Ontology annotation, cellular component: cytosol; nucleus.
GGGCGGGGUGGGGGUGGGGUGGCGGACGAAGGGCGGGGCCGACGCCAGGAAGGAUCGCGAAGGAGCUGGGAAGCCCCGCCCUUUCCGUAGAUAUCUCUAGAAAGCCGCGCUGGAUCCCGAAAACAAGGACUGCGCACGCGCGGCGGUAGGGCCCGGGCAUUUUGCUGCGUCACCAGCCGCCGCCCGGCCUCACCACCCCUCGUUUGCACGCACGCACGUUCAUUCUCCGUCCUCCCGCCCGUUUUCCUACACUUUCCUCUUCUCCCCGACCGGAGGAGCCGCUCUUUCCGCGCGGUGCAUUCUGGGGACCGAGGUCGAGCCCGCCGCUGCCGCUGUCGCCUGAGGGAAGCGAGAAGAGGCCGCGACUGGGGAGAAAACGCGGAGUCGCCACCGGAGAGAAGUCGACUCCCUAGCAGCAGCCGCCGCCAGAGAGGCCCGCCCACCCGUUCGCCCGUCCCCCUGCCCCGUUCACAAUGCAGCCUGCUUCUGCAAAGUGGUACGAUCGAAGGGACUAUGUCUUCAUUGAAUUUUGUGUUGAAGACAGUAAGGAUGUUAAUGUAAAUUUUGAAAAAUCCAAACUUACAUUCAGUUGUCUCGGAGGAAGUGAUAAUUUUAAGCAUUUAAAUGAAAUUGAUCUUUUUCACUGUAUUGAUCCAAAUGAUUCCAAGCAUAAAAGAACGGACAGAUCAAUUUUAUGUUGUUUACGAAAAGGAGAAUCUGGCCAGUCAUGGCCAAGGUUAACAAAAGAAAGGGCAAAGCUUAAUUGGCUUAGUGUCGACUUCAAUAAUUGGAAAGACUGGGAAGAUGAUUCAGAUGAAGACAUGUCUAAUUUUGAUCGUUUCUCUGAGGAUUCACAAGACAGUGAUGAUGAAAAAAUGCCAGAUCUGGAGUAAGGAGUAUUGUCAUCACUUGGAUUUUGAGAAAGAAAAAUAACUUCUCUGCAAGAUUUCAUAAUUGAGAGAAUUCCUGAGUUGAUAGCUCUAAAGGCAGAUGCUGUAUUUGCCUACUUUAACCCAUUUUUCAACCUGUUUUGUUUUUUAAAAGGCUUCACUAAGGGUUGAUAUGUACCAUUGUAUGGGGCAAUUUUAAGUCAGCUAAGGCAAUAACCUUAUGCAUGAACAUUUCCCAGACUUUCAUGAAGCUGUUGAGGUCCUAGGCAAUUGAUGCAGCUGUUGUGAUAAAUAGAAACAUCUCACCUAAGUCUCCUUUUCUUCAUAACAUAGAUACUGACAUGAUAGGAAGCUCUCAGCUUAGGGAAAGAGAACUAAAUUUUAGAUUAUAGAACAUGGAUUCAAAAGUGGCUGGAACAAAUUGGCUGACACCUUACUGGUAACCUGCUGUUCUCCUGGUGUUCCUUCAGGAUUGUUCCACUAAAAUUUAUUUUUCAAAAAAUUUACUUCACAUUAUUCUAUGUAAGUGAUCCCUUGUCAGUGUUCCAGGUGUAUCUUAGUUAAAACUAGAGAAUGCCCUAACUUAGAUGGUUUUUGAAGCCUAUACAUUUGGUAUUGUUUGACCCUUAAGCUUUUACAUCUCUUAGCAUGGAGGACGAAGAAGGCUGUACAUUGUUGCUUGAGAGUCUGUACAUUAGACCAGAUUUGUAUUUGCACUGUCAAGUAUGGCAAAUGAGUGAAAAAUGUUUAAUACACUAUUGGAUUUUUUAUUUCUUUUUUUGAUUCAGCUUAUACCAGGGCUGAAAACCUCAAUUUAUGUUCAUGACAGUGGGGAUUUUUUUAAAUGUCUACAUUCUUUCUAAUAAACUGUUGGAAGACUUCUUGGCUGUCCUUUUAAGUGUCUGGCUUACUGUAAUUUUUAUGUAUUUACCAUUUACUGGAAUGGAGUUUAUUUUUAUUUGAGGAAGAAUUUGGGAUUAUUCCUCUGUUUGAAAAGAGGCUUGCUGUAAUGUCACAGGAAACCUUUUAAAAGUGGAUCUGUAAUAGAAUAUUGUAGAUGCACUUUGCAGCAGUUGGAAAAGAAAGUGUUGUGAUUUGAUUGAAAUAAAACUAAAUGUGUUGUCCUCCU